UUGCGCAUGCGCAGGUUCAUAAUGGCUGAUGGCGAGAAGAUGCCCACUGCUAUCGUCCCCGUGUAGCGCAGAAAAGCCACAAACCGGUCCAGUUUGCCGCAGAUCCCACAGACCCCGUCGUCUCUCGGCUCAGCUCCAUGUCGCAGCCCGACACCAGAAGCCCGAUGUCUGUGGCCAAUGCCAAACACACCGUUCUCAAUCCGGUGAUCCCAUACACUGGGCCCAUACCGGGAGGCCUGCACCCCGGGGAGAUCAUCAUCAUCCAGGGCACCGUUUCCCCGGAUGCUGACAGCUUUCAGAUCGACCUGUCGAGCGGCUGCAGCACCAAGCCGCGCUCCGACGUGGCCCUCCACUUCAGCCCUCGCUUCAAAGGCUCUCCCUGCGUGGUGUGCAACUCCCUGCUGCGGGAGAACUGGGGCAAAGAAGAGACGCUCCCGCAGCUGCCCUACAAACGCGGGGCCCCCUUCGAGACCAUCAUCCUGGUGCACGAAGGCAUCUUCAAGGUGGCGGUGAACGGGGCUCACCUGCUGGAAUACAAGCACAGAAUCCCUCUGAACAGGGUCGACACGUUUUCCAUCUGUGGGAAUGUCAGGGUGCACGCCAUCGGCUACAUCCCAAAUUCAGCAAUAUACUCGGAAUCAGGUGACUUGAGCCUCCCUUACAAAGGCAGCAUACUCAAAGGACUGAGUCCAGGGCGGCACAUCACCAUAAAGGGUCAGGUCAGCAUGUAUCCUCACAGUUUUACAGUGAACCUCCGCAACAGCCGGACGGACAACAUCGCCCUGCAGCUGAACCCCCGCAUGAAGUCCGGCGUGUUCAUCAGGAACUCGUACCUGAGUGAAUGCUGGGGUCAGGAGGAGCGGGAGCUGCCUUUCUUUCCCUUCGCACCAGGGGAGUACUUUGAGAUUCUCCUCCUCUGUCAGCCCCACCAGUUCAAGCUGGCAGUGAACGGCUCGCACUUGUUCGAGUUCAGACAUCGGGUGCAGGACCUGAGCAGCAUCGACCAGCUGGAGAUCAUGGGAGAUCUGGAGCUCACCGAUGUGAAACUGUGGUGACUCUGGUCUCACAGGGAAAAAAACGGCGGUAUUGACACUAUUGUGUUCUGGUUAUCAGUGCUAAAUUAGCUUAGCCACAACGAGCCAGACGGUGGAUGCUGAACACGGGAGCCCCUGUUGCUGACUUCAGGUUUGAAUGUAAGGUCUGGUUAGUAUUGCGGCCGGCGUCGGUCACUGAUUUUUAAACUAGUCUAGCAUUUUCACCGUCCAGACUUCAUGGACAGCUCGGACCAUGGAAUAAUUGGUAUUUCUUUCCAGCUCUGACCAGAGGAGUGAUGCAUGCUAGUAAGCUGUGCUGGAGCAUCAGGCUAUGAGCCACCAUGACUGUUUACAGCCAAAAGAUGAUUUCUCAUACUGUCUCUAGUGCAUCUCUGCCGUGGUACAGCUGUAAUAAAUAAAACAGGACAUAUAUAUAUAUAUACAUACAUAAAUAUUAAUAAGCACUUAACUUCUGGCUUUGCUUAUAUGUAAAUUAUAAGACAGUCAGCAAAUUCAGACAAUGAAUGGAACCGAAACGCGCUCCAUUAUUUUGGAGCCAGUAAAGAAUAACUUUUACUGAUUUUAAAUGAUCAAAACUCUUUUUUUUUUUCUACAUAAUUUGUGGCCGUUCUACUUUUUUUUUAAUUAAAAAAAAAAAGUAGCAUAUGGUCACAAAUUAAAUAUUUUUUAUCUAUUUGUUUAACAUGUCAUGUUGCAAUAGAACUCAAGCACAGUUCAGUACAGGGUCGACUUAAAAUAUUUGAAUACCCUUCAAAAAUGAAUUAAAAAAAUAAAUAAAUCAUCCAACAUGCAAUCUUUGCUAUAAAAUAUAGUUGAGUCUUGCAUCUACGACCAUGUCUCACCCAAAGAUUAGUCCAGCUUCAAAAUGGAAAUAUUCCAUUAUUUCUGUUGUAAUUGUUGUAAAAAUGUAUGGGAGGAGUUCUGUAUGUAUCAUACCUUAUUUAAUAAAUAAAUGUGUUAUUAUCA
Molecule: messenger RNA, 2021 nt
Organism: Mugil cephalus (flathead mullet)
Lineage: Eukaryota; Metazoa; Chordata; Actinopteri; Mugiliformes; Mugilidae
Product: galectin-8-like
Exons: 8
Coding region: 138-1055 (305 amino acids)
Molecular function (GO): carbohydrate binding
Source: RefSeq, a predicted model, not a curated record